Messenger RNA from Anopheles merus, 3146 nucleotides. It is a transcript of the gene IleRS-m, whose product is annotated as isoleucine--tRNA ligase, mitochondrial. The transcript is spliced from 4 exons. Gene Ontology annotation, biological process: isoleucyl-tRNA aminoacylation. NCBI's taxonomy places the organism in Eukaryota, Metazoa, Arthropoda, Insecta, Diptera, Culicidae. Gene Ontology annotation, molecular function: isoleucine-tRNA ligase activity; tRNA binding; ATP binding. Bases 79 to 3000 code for a protein of 973 amino acids. The record is from RefSeq and is a predicted model, not a curated record. Gene Ontology annotation, cellular component: cytosol.
CAACACCACACACACACAUAGCUACCGGUUGGCACGACGGCCGUCCAAUCGAUUGCCGAUCCUCGCAGUGUGGAAAAAAUGUUGCCAAAAAAGCACGGCUGGGUGAUUGGAGUGCGAGCGACGAUCCGGUACCUUACCACGAAAAGUGCCCCCAAGCCGGAGCUCAAGUACACCAGCACGGUCAAUCUGCCGAAAACCAAGUUCCCCGCCCGGCUGAGUGCGGAAAAACGGGCCCAGGUCGAGGAACAGCUACGCAAGAGCUGCCUGAGCGAACUGUACCACUGGAACAGGAGCGCGCUGCCGGCGGACAGUGAGUUCAUCCUGCACGAUGGUCCACCGUACGCGAACGGCGAUCUGCAUAUGGGCCAUGCGGUCAACAAAAUCCUGAAGGAUCUCAUACUGAAGCACAAAAUCAUUGGCGGCACGCGGGUACACUACGUGCCCGGCUGGGACUGUCACGGGUUGCCGAUCGAGCUGAAAGCGCUGGAAGCGUUCAAUCGGAAAAAUGCCAAACGAGCGGGUCCAACCGGUCAAACGGCACGCGAAAUCCGCCACACGGCGAGACAGUUUGCGGUAGAAACGAUCGCCAAGCAGAAGGCGGGGUUCGAAUCCUGGGGAGUGACCGGCGCUUGGCACGAUGCCGAGGGUUGCUAUCGAUCGCUCGACCCUGCCUACAUUAGUGCCCAGUUGCAGCUGUUUUACGAGCUGUAUGAGCGGAAACUGAUCUAUCGCGAUCUGAAACCCGUCUACUGGUCACCCUCGUCCCAGUCUGCGUUGGCCGAGGCGGAACUGGAGUACGACGAGGCGCACCAGAGCCCUUCGCUGUACCUAAAGCUAGCGUUGGAGAAUGGAGGUGCCGACUGUGCAGCGCUUCGCAACCAUCGUCCGGAGGGGGGUGAGAUAUACGCCGCCAUCUGGACGACCACUCCAUGGACACUGCCCGCUAAUCAGGCCGUGUGCUACAAUCCCGCGCUCGAUUACUGCUUAGUACGCUCCGCAGCCGCCGGUGAGCUGCUGCUAGUGGGGAAGGAUCUCAUCGACUAUCUAGCCACGCAGCUGGAAACUGCACUGACGGUGCUGCAAACCAUACCCGGCCGGGAGCUGCACACUCUGAAGUAUCACCAUCCGCUAAACCACCAGACGGUGUUGCCAUUUUUACCGGCCGCCCACGUGAAGGCAGAAAAGGGUACCGGACUGGUGCACACAGCCCCGGCCCACGGGCCGGAAGACUUUCUCGUGUGCUUGGAGCGCAAGAUAGCGAUUGAGAAUUUGAUCGAUGAGCGGGGCCGGUACACAGACAGGGCGCCUCCAUUCCUGCACGGGAAGUAUGCCCUCACGGAGGGCAACCAGCUGGUGACGGAGGUACUCGCCAGCUCGACGCUCAAACUAACCACCCUCGUGCAUUCGUACCCGAUCGAUUGGCGCACGAAGCAACCGGUCAUGCUGCGAGCCAGCGAUCAGUGGUUCAUCGAUACCGACAGCCUGAAGCAGCGAGCGCUGGAGGAAAUCAAAUCGGUCGACAUCUAUCCGCGCACGUCGUCCGACGUGAGCAAGAAGGUGAUCGAAGGUCAGCUGCGCAAACGGCCGUACUGGUGCAUUUCGCGCCAGCGUGCCUGGGGCGUACCGAUUCCCGCGCUGUACGACACGGUGACGAAGCAACCGAUCGUUAGCGGACCGCUGAUUGCCGCCAUCGAUGCACGGCUGCGGAAGGAAGGGAGCGUAGACUUCUGGUGGACGGCACCGGUGGAGGAGUUGGUACCGGCGGCAGUGCUGCGGGAGCUCGGUCUCACCCACGACCGGGUGGCGAAGGGCAAGGACAUUCUCGACAUCUGGUUCGAUUCGGGCGUUUCGUGGCUGACCGUGUUGGGGAAGGAGCGCGUCGCCGACCUGUACCUGGAGGGUGUGGAUCAGUUUACCGGCUGGUUCCAGUCGUCCCUGCUGACCAGUGUGGCGGCCCGCGGCAAGGCGCCGUACCGGGCCAUCUUUGUGCACGGCUUUGCGGUGGACGAGCACGGCAUGAAGAUGUCGAAAUCGCUCGGCAAUGUGAUCUGUCCGCAGCAGAUCGCAAAGCAGUACGGUUGCGAUGCGCUACGGUGGUGGGUGUGUGCGCACGCCAUACAGAACACCUCGAUUCCGGUCAGCCACAAGCUGCUCGGCUCGUCGGCGGAGAGCGUGCAGAAGCUGCGUGGCAUUUUAAAGUUUCUGCUCGGCGUGGUGGCGCCCCGCGGUCCGGAGGAAGGCAAGCCAUCGCCUGCCAUUGUGCUCGAUCAGUCACAGCACAUCGAUCGAUACUUUCUGCACGAGCUGGAAGGCUUCCAUCGCCAAGCGUUCGGCCUGUACGACUCGUACCAGCACAACAGGGCGACGGCGGUCAUACUUAACUUCUGCCUGUCGACACUGUCCGGGCUGUAUCUGCACGUGAUCAAGGACCGGCUGUACUGUGGGUCGCCCGAGCAGCAUAGCCAUUUGAGGGCGAUCCUCGACCACACCUAUCGCACGCUGGCACAAGUGCUGUGGCCGAUCGUACCGUUCCUGGUCGAAGAGAGCUGGACAUUUUAUGAGCAAGAUUAUUUCUACAAAUCCAAGCCACACACGCGGCAAAGUGUUUGUUGGAAUGGAGGCGAUGCGGCGGCAUCGGUGCACGCUGUUCAGUGUGCUCUCGCACUACGUCACGCCGUCUAUCAGCAGGCACAGCUGAACGUGAACACCUGGCUGCUGGAAGUGGCCGUUGAGUGCAACGAUAACGAUCUGGCUCUCCUAUCGAUGCUACAUCCCGUCCCGAGCGCACACGACCACUCGACGGAACUCUGCGAGCUGCUACAGGUUGGAUCCGUCGCGCUGCGUAAAGGAGCGCCGAAGCAGGCUGGUCCUGAAGGAACUCGGUUCACUGUCACCGUCACCAAGUCCGACAAAACGCUUUGCCCGCGCUGCCGGCGAUUCUUGGUGUCGGAAGCGCAACCGAUCUGCGAACGAUGCAGUACAGUGUUAGGACGACAGUAGCUCUCGGGCGGCUUUCGGAUGCCUGCAAUUGUGGGGCUCCAGUCCAGCAAACGGCGGGAAUGAUUUUAAGUUGUUGUAAAUGAUUGUUGCUGAUAAAUGGGUGAAAGGCAAACCGAAGUGGCUGUGUUGUGUACGGUGCAAUGCUU